CAAAGUGGAGAGUCCGCGAGAGCCCGCAGGAAGCGACAAGAGGAGAGAAUGGAGCGGCUGAACCCACGGCCACAGGAGGAAUAAUCACAACAACGCGAAAGAAAAUAAAAAGCACGCAAAGCGAAAGAGAGAGGGAGAGAGACAGAGGCGAAGAAACGCCGAAGACGGAGGAGGAAAACUUUUCGUGGGGAAACUGUUACAGACUCUGGCUCGGCCGCGGUUUCAAACCAUGGAUACACUUUACACUGUAUUCCUGGAAGUCCUGCUGCUCUUUUCGACACUUCGUAACGUCUGCGGCCAAAUACCGACAGCUCACAUGGGGCGCGCUGAGAAAGGAAGUUGUACAUUUGAUGAGGGCUUCUCUCAAUGCGACUACCAACAAGAUCCUUACGACGACUUCGACUGGACGCACAUAAACACCCAGGAAGUGCCGUAUGUCUCACCAGACCUGCCACAAGGUUCCUACAUGUACGUUGAUGUCUCUCAGUACGACGUUGGAGAGAAGGCCAGGUUUCAGCUGCCCGUCAUGAAGGAGAACGACACUCACUGCAUCGACUUCAACUAUCUCCUCACCAGCCCUGACGGCUCCAGCCCCGGGACCCUCAACGUCCUGGUGAAGGUAAACAAGGGUCCUUUGGCCAACCCCAUAUGGAACGUGACAUCCUACACUGGUAAAGACUGGUUGAAAGCCGAACUCGCCGUCUCCACCUUUUGGCCCAAUGAAUAUCAGGUCAUAUUUGAAGCCGAGGUUUCGGACAGCAAAGCCGGCUUCAUUGCCAUCGACGACAUUCAGGUGCUCAGCUACCCAUGCGAUAAAUCCCCUCAUUUCCUGCGCCUCGGGGACGUGGAGGUGAACGCCGGACAGAACGCCACGUUUCAGUGUAUUGCCACUGGAAGAGACACUUCCAACAACAAACUCUGGCUGCAGAGGAGAAAUGGAGAGGACAUUCCUGUGGCUCUGACCAAAAACAUCAACCACCGGCGGUUCGCUGCCUCCUUUCACCUCAAAGAAGUCACUAAUCAGGAUCAAGAUCUGUAUCGCUGUGUCACCCAAUCAGAGCGCGGCUCCGGGGUGUCAAACUUUGCAGGUCUUAUCGUCAGAGAGCCUCCGCACCCCAUUGCCCCACCCCAGCUGCUCGGCGUGGGCCCGACCUACCUGCUGAUUCAGCUCAACGCCAACUCCAUAUUUGGAGACGGACCUAUUAUACUCAAAGAGGUCGAGUACCGCAUGACAUCCGGCAGCUGGACCGAGACCCACGCCGUGAACUCCCCCAACUACAAGUUAUGGCACCUCGAUCCGGACACCGAGUACGAGAUCAGAGUGCUGCUGACGAGGCCCGGAGAGGGAGGGACGGGCAAACCCGGACCGCCGCUCAUUACCCGGACUAAAUGUGCAGAGCCCAUGCGGACUCCCAAGAGGCUGAAGAUCGCAGAGACCAGGUCCCGUUUGAUCGCGGUGGACUGGGAGUCGCUGGGCUACAACAUCACUCGCUGUCACACUUUCAACGUCACCAUCUGUUACCAUUACAUGACUGCCAACAACCGCAGCAAAGCCGACUGCUUGGACAUGGAUCCUAAAGCACCUCGCCACCUCGUGGGGAAUUUGCCGCCCUACACCAACGUCAGCCUCAAGAUGAUUCUGACCAACCCAGAGGGGCGAAAGGAGAGCGACGAGACCAUCAUACAAACUGACGAAGAUGUGCCAGGUCCAGUUCCCAGUCAGUCUCUCAAAGCCACUCCGUCUGAAGAGACAAUAAGUCUUUCCUGGAAGGAACCAGCUGAGCCCAACGGAGUCAUCAUCCAAUACGAGAUCAGCUACAGCGGCGUGCGUUCGUUUGACCCCUCGGUGCCCCUGCAGCGGCCGGGACUCCCCGUGUCUCUGCCUUCAAAUGCGACCCACCACGUGUUUUCCCAGCUCCACCCAGGCGUCACGUACCAGCUGUCUAUACGAGCCUCCACCUCCAAAGGGUUCGGACCUGGAACCACACUCAACGUGACCACUAACAUUUCAGCCCCGACAAUAGAUGAGUAUGAUGGAUCAGAAGCUUUUCUGAAUGAAACCGCAACCACCAUCACCGUCCUGCUGAAACCUGCACAGGCCAAAGGAGCUCCGAUAAGUGCGUACCAGAUUGUGGUGGAGGAAGUGAAUCCUCAGCGGACUCGCCGUCAAGCUUCCUCUGACUGUUACGAGGUCCCAGUUUCCUACCACAGUGCAUCCAGCGGUGGAUCCCCGUAUUAUUACGCUGCCCAGCUGUCACCCAGCAACCUGCCCGAGCCGCUCCCCUUCACUGUGGGAGACAACAAGACAUAUCAGGGCUUCUGGAAUCCUCCGCUGGCCCCAAGGAAGAACUACAACAUCUACCUUCAAGCUGUUAGCAGCACGGAGAGGGAAACUAAGACGCAGUGUCUGAGGCUGGCUGCUAAACGAGCUACGGAGGAGCCAGAAGUGGUCCCGGACCCGGCCAAGCAGACCGACCGGGUGGUGAAAAUCGCCGGGAUCAGUGCGGGCGUCCUCGUGUUCAUACUGCUGGUGCUGGUCGCCAUCCUGCUGGUCAAGAAGAGGAGGACCUACUAUUCAUACUCUUAUUACCUGAAGCUGGCUAAAAAACGUAAAGACGCUAUCGGGACGACCCGGCAGGAAAUGACGCACAUGGUGAAUGCUAUGGACCGCAGCUAUGCCGACCAGAGCACCCUGCACGGGGAGGACCCCAUGGCCGUCACCUUCAUGGACUCCCACAACUACAACAACAGAUUGCCCAACGACCCUCUGGUUCCCACUGCUGUGUUAGUUCCAAUCACAGACGAGAACCACAGUGCCUCAGCAGCAGAGAACAGCAGGCUGCUGGACGUUCCUCGGUAUCACUGCGAGGGAACCGAAUCCCCUUACCAGACAGGACAGCUCCACCCCGCCAUCAGAGUGGCCGAUCUGCUGCAGCACAUCAACCUGAUGAAAACCUCCGACAGCUACGGCUUCAAGGAGGAAUACGAAUUGGUUUUACAGAGCUUCUUCGAGGGCCAGUCGGCCUCCUGGGACGUGGCCAAGAAAGAGCAGAACCGCACCAAAAACCGCUACGGAAACAUUAUAGCAUAUGACCAUUCAAGGGUUAUUCUGCAGCCAAUAGAAGACGACCCGUCCUCCGAUUACAUCAACGCCAACUACAUCGAUGUAAGUGGAAACGCAUCGAAUGCUACUAUUGGCUCCCAACGAAACCAACGAAACCACACUCCCUCGCUCAUUUGGCUGUACAGGGAUGGAUACCAGAGGCCGAGCCACUACAUCGCCACUCAGGGACCCGUUCAUGAGACAGUGUACGACUUCUGGAGGAUGGUGUGGCAGGAACAGUCGGCCUGCAUCGUGAUGGUGACCAAUCUGGUGGAAGUUGGAAGGGUGAAGUGCUACAAGUACUGGCCAGAUGACGCUGAAGUGUACGGAGACUUCAAGGUGACGUUUGUGGAGGUGGAGCCUCUCGCUGAGUAUGUGGUUCGCACCUUUACACUGGAGAGGCGCGGCUUCAACGAGGUGCGGGAGGUCAAGCAGUUCCACUUCACAGGCUGGCCUGACCACGGAGUCCCGUAUCACGCCACGGGACUCCUGUCCUUCAUCCGCAGAGUUAAAAUUUCCAACCCGCCCUCAGCUGGGCCCAUCGUGGUGCACUGCAGCGCUGGGGCAGGACGCACAGGCUGCUUCAUCGUCAUCGACAUCAUGCUGGACAUGGCGGAGAGAGAGGGAGUGGUGGACAUCUACAACUGUGUGAAGGCUCUCCGCUCCCGGAGGAUCAACAUGGUACAGACUGAGGAGCAGUACAUAUUCAUCCAUGACGCCAUAUUAGAGGCUUGUCUAUGUGGAGAAACAGCCAUUCCAGUCUGCGAGUUCAAAGCAGCGUUUUAUGACCUGAUCCGCAUCGACUCCCAGACCAACUCGUCCCACCUGAAGGAUGAAUUCCAGACGUUAAACUCAGUGACUCCACAGCCUCAGCCGGAAGACUGCAGCAUCGCAUUGUUGCCUAGAAACCAAGAUAAGAACCGCUUCAUGGACGGCCUUCCUCCUGACAGAUGCCUCCCCUUCCUCAUCACAAUAGAUGGAGAAAGCAGCAACUACAUCAACGCCGCUCUGAUGGAUCUGUCAGAAGAGUUCCAGAGCUACAGGCAGCCUGCUGCUUUCAUUGUUACCCAGCAUCCUCUGCCCAACACUGUCAAAGACUUCUGGCGUCUGGUUUACGACUAUGGAUGUACCAGCCUGGUGAUGCUGAACGAGAUUGAUCUGGCUCAGGGUUGUCCUCAGUAUUGGCCAGAAGAGGGCAUGCUGCGCUACGGACCGGUGCAGGUGGAAUGUAUGUCGUGUUCGAUGGACUGUGACAUUAUCAGCAGACUCUUCAGAGUCUGCAACCUCACUCGGCCUCAGGAAGGCUACCUGAUGGUGCGUCAGUUCCAGUACCUGGGCUGGGCGGGGCACAGAGAAGUUCCUGCCUCCAAACGCUCCUUCCUCAAACUGAUCCUUCAGGUGGACCAAUGGCAGCGCGAGGGAGAGGAGGGGGAGGGAAGAACCAUCGUGCACUGCCUGAACGGAGGCGGGCGCAGUGGAGUUUUCUGUGCCAGCAGCAUCGUGUGUGAGAUGGCCAAGAGGCAGAGUGUGGUGGACGUUUUCCACGCCGUCAAGACCUUGAGGAACAGCAAGCCCAACAUGGUGGACACUCCAGAGCAGUACCGCUUCUGCUACGACCUGGCGUUGGAGUUCAUAGAGUCCUCCUAAAGCGAAGGAGAUCCGAGGAGGAGGAGGAGUAGGAGAAGAAGAGCUGGACAACAUCUGUUCACCUGAGACUGAUCCUGUGCUUCGCUGGGCUCUGACUCCCCCCUGUGGCGGUGUCGUGCCGUAGCAUCCAUGUUGUGGUCAAGCAAAAGCGGCUCCUUGUACAGCGUUGUUGAACAAAGGGAAGUGAGGAGAAGGAGAGAGAUCCGCCUCCUGUUGCUCCUUUCAUGUUUAUUGUACAGCUUUUGGAGUGCCAGCGGGCCUCUGUAUGUUGUGGCCCCUUCUAAACAUUUAGCCUCUCACUGCAGCAGCCCCCCCCCCUCCCUCCCUCCUCCUGCAUAUGGACAUGAAGCUUCAUGCUGUUUCGGCUGCAGUACUCGAUGUGACCUGUAGAUGUCUCCCUGCCCCCUUGCAAGCUGCAACCACAGCUUCUGACCAGACUGCAAGUUUUCAGUGGCCCCACAGUCCUGCUUUCAUGUUACUGGCAGAGUAACUUCCCAGUGUCGGGCAGCUCGUUGUGGUGAUGUUCGAGUGUUUUGCAGCCUGUACGUCUGUACAAAAAAAAAAAAAAAAAAUCCGAAAGGUCAAAAGUCACACGCCGGCCAAACUCUGCUUCUGUUUCUGCUCCAUUUCAACCAACACCUGGUAACGUCACAUCGGUCGCACUGCUGAUUGUCAGGAGGAAGCAGUCUCACAGAGAAGACCAACAGAACAACGAGGAGUUUACAUCGGGGGUUUUCGGCGUUCACAUUUUUUUUAUGUUAUCAUGAAGUGAAACAAGCUAUGUAGGAUUUUCACUUAAAAUCCAUAUAUUGAAAAAUAGUGUUGUUUUUGUUUUUCUGUUUUAUGAUUUUAUUUUUCAUUCUUUUGCUUUUAUAGUGUCGUUAUCUGAUCUACUGGAUAGAAGUUGUUCAUGUCCUCUCUGUGCCCAAAAUUGUAAAGCUGAGACGUGGUUUGCUUUGAGUGACAUUCGUCCAAUCAUGUUUGUUUCAGGGCUGGGCCCGACGCACUUUCAAUACAGCCGGUUCACUAAUGGAAAGUCUCUCACAGGGCAGACCCAUCCUGAGGUUUAGAGAAUGAGAGAAUCAGCUCGUUUACUCUUAAAAAAAAUAAAAUAAUAAAAAGACUGAGAUUUCACAUUGUUUGGUUUAAAAGAACAAAAAAAUAAAAGGCAGUUUUCAUUUCUGCUCGAAUGGAGUUGAACUGACCCCAGGCUGCAUUUGCUUUGUGCACUGGUGGCCAAUACUUUCCUUUUAGUUUUUAAGAUUAUUUUGUAGCUGAUGUUUAUUCAUAAGCCAAAGACUUUGUGUAAAUAUGUCUAUAUGGAUAAAGCACAUGGUUUGUAUUUAUUGUUUACUUGCAUCGCUUGUAAGAACAAUCUUUUUUGUUUAGUUUUUUUAAUUUUUUUUUUUUUUUUCAUUCCAUGUUUACCACCAGCGUUUCCUAAACUGUGGAGUGGGACGCAAAAAGAGCCGCAAGUCUGUUUCCUCUGGAGUCUUGAGAGUAUUAGAUUGAAUUAACAAGCCUGUAACGGAUCCUCAGGCGGGAGACUAUCGGCUCAGUUUGGAUCCACGAAGAAAAGUUUAAGAAGCCCUGAUUAAAGCUGUAUAUUGAAGCAUUAGAAGUAGUUUUUUUUUUUUUUUUUUUUUUUUUUUUUUCCAGUAUUUAGGUGGAAUUCAGUAGUAUCGUCUUUGUUUUUACUUACGUGAUGUUCCCGUGGUUUUUGCUGGUGUAAAAAGCCUCAUCGCUGUUGUUUGCGGUCAGUAGAAGACGAGUGCGUCUGCCUGCAGCCGGUAUUCUGGAUGAUAGCUGGUCUCCCUCUUACGGUCUUAGUGAGGGAUGAGCUGUUUAUCUGCAUCCACAUAUCCUGUUCACCAUUAUCUCUGAACACACACAGCGAUGCAAACAGGCUUAGUGAGUGAAACACGCAGGACUGUGACACACACACACACACACACACAUAUAAAAAAAAACAAAAAAACAUUGAUUGUGCCUAAUCAUUUGAAAUUACUUGUUGAUACAAGCAUUUUAUCAGCACCAUGGAUAGCGACCGGGGCUUGGUCCAGUGCGUUCUCGCAGACGAUCAAGAUUCGAAAUAUCUUUUUUGGACCAUGAUUCAUUGUGUUUUCUUCAUCAGAAUGCUUCUUUGUGAGGCUUUACAAGCUUACCGAGUAUCAGAUGUGUUUCUGUUUGUGCCGAUUCAAAAAAUACUAAAAAAAAAAAAGAGAGAGAAGAAAAAUAAAAAAAAAACACUUUUAUUGUACAUAAAAUGUCAGAUGUUCCUCUUGGCUGGAGCGAGAGCAGCCCUGCUUAAGGAUGUUAUUGUAAAUAGACUAUCAUGAGUAACUCUAAAGCGCUCCGCUGCGGAGGUUUAGAUGAUGGAUGCAAUGUCAGGACGUUCGUUCUGCUGUAGAUAUAAAAAAAAAAAAAAGUCACAGAUUGUACUCCUGCAGAAUU
Salarias fasciatus (jewelled blenny) is the source of this 7204-nucleotide messenger RNA. It is a transcript of the gene ptprk, whose product is annotated as protein tyrosine phosphatase receptor type K. The record is from RefSeq and is a predicted model, not a curated record. Gene Ontology annotation, cellular component: membrane. The coding region runs from base 230 to 4750 and encodes 1506 amino acids. The transcript is spliced from 42 exons. NCBI's taxonomy places the organism in Eukaryota, Metazoa, Chordata, Actinopteri, Blenniiformes, Blenniidae. Gene Ontology annotation, molecular function: protein binding; protein tyrosine phosphatase activity. Gene Ontology annotation, biological process: protein dephosphorylation.